Messenger RNA from Scatophagus argus, 3062 nucleotides. RefSeq names its product protein kinase D4 (gene prkd4). Gene Ontology annotation, molecular function: protein serine/threonine kinase activity; ATP binding. The transcript is spliced from 19 exons. The record is from RefSeq and is a predicted model, not a curated record. Gene Ontology annotation, biological process: protein phosphorylation. The coding region runs from base 188 to 2674 and encodes 828 amino acids. NCBI's taxonomy places the organism in Eukaryota, Metazoa, Chordata, Actinopteri, Scatophagidae.
UUGCUCACAGAGGUGAGUCUCGCCCUGUGACUUCCUGUCUCAGCAAGACCCCACAAAAAGGAAACCAGUCUCACCAGAGUUCACGCUGACAAUCGACACUGCAGACAGUCAAAGACUCAUCACCUGUCUCAGUGUGGAUGUGAAGGAUCGGAGCUUGAAUGAACCGGGAUUAGAAAGAUCUUCCUCCAUGUUCGCAGUGGCUCCCUCCAGUCCCACCAGUCACGCGGGGCCGGCUCUGGUCCAGUUCCAGCUCGGCCUGUUCAGGGAGGAGGUUCGGGUCCCUCCUGGAAACCUGAGCUACCGCCAUGCCAAGAGGCUGGCCAUGGAGAUCAUAGAGCGCAAGGCUCCAGACUGCAGCGUGAUCGGCGUCGGGGAGAAAAUCCUGCUGUUCAGACAUCAGGCCGCCUCCGAGCAGCUGCUGCACCGCCUGACGGACCGCGACGAGCUGCAGCAUGGAGACCUCAUCGAGGUCAUCAUCGCAGGAUCAGCAUCAGUGACUGAGAUGAGGAUCCGUCCACACUCUUUGGCGGUCCAGUCAUACCGGACUCCUACCUUCUGUCACCACUGUGGAGAAAUGCUGUGGGGUCUCGUUCGACAGGGAUUAAAAUGUGAAGGUUGUGGAUUAGACUUCCAUAAACGUUGUGCUUUCCAUUUGCGCAACGACUGCAGUCGAGCACGCCGUCAGGUUAACACGAGCCUCUCCCUGUUUCCUCCCCAACGACCCCGUACACACUCCCUGUCCAAUCAGGCAGGAGGCAGCCUGGAAGAGGUGAGGAACAUGUUACGUUUUUCCACACUCAACUCAGAAAAUCAGAAAAACCAACUCUCAUCAUCCAUCCAUCAUCAGAUCAGCAUGUUCAAGCCCUCGUCCAGGCCUCCGUCUUGGGCUGAGCCUCCCAUCUGGCUGGGAAUCGGUCACGGUGACGGCAGAGCUCAGGUCCCUCACACCUUCCACAUCCACAGCUACACCAAACCCACCAUGUGCCAAUACUGCCACCGGCUGCUCAAAGGGCUCUUCAGACAGGGGCUGCAGUGCUCAGACUGCAGGUUUAACUGCCAUCGGCGCUGUCAGCUGCUGGUCCCCAGAGACUGUCCAGGGGAGAAGAGAAGCGUCAACGGGGAAGAAGCCACAGACGUUUUUCCCGGCCUCCAUCCAAACGUGGACUACAGUGAUUCACAGUUCACCAGUGUGACAACACUAGAAAGCUCCGACGAUGAGAUGUCCACUGAGGGAGACGCUGUGACUGACGCCAAGCAACCGCGAGAGCCAAUGAGUCCGUGCUUCAGCAGCAACAUCCCUCUGAUGAGGCUCGUCCAGUCGGUGCAUCACACCAAGAAGAGAGCCGGCGCAGUGCUGAGAGAGGGAUGGCUGCUGCAUCACACCAGCUCUGACACACUGAGGAAACGUCAUUACUGGAUCUUGGACUGGAAGAGCAUCACUCUGUACCAGAACGAGAGCAGCAUCAAGUACUACAAGGAGAUCGCGCUCUCAGAGGUGCUGCAGGUGCGAGGCCCCGCCCAGCUCUCCGUGCCCUUGUUGCCAGACAACAGCCCCCACUCCUUCGAGGUUGUGACGGCCUCGCUGGUGUACUGCGUGGAGGCCGGCGUGAACGGGCCGGCCUGGGAGAGCGCCAUCCGUCAGGCCCUCAUGCCCGUCCAGAGCAGCAGCGGGUACGGCGAGGAGAACCAGGAUGAAGACUCACACAGAGCGGACAUCAGCUUGGUGUAUCAGAUCUUCACAGAUGAGAUUUUGGGCUCAGGACAGUUUGGAGUGGUGUACAAAGGCACUCACAGGAAGUCGGGUCGGCCAGUCGCCAUCAAAGUCAUCGACAAGACGCGUUUCCCCACCAAACAAGAGAGACAGCUGAGGAACGAAGUGGCAAUCUUACAGAACCUGUCCCACUGUGGCGUGGUCCUGUUGGAGGGGAUGUUCGAGACGGUGGAGCACAUCUUUGUCGUCAUGGAGAAACUUCAUGGAGACAUGCUGGAGAUGAUCCUGUCCAGUGAGAUGGGCCGACUCCCUGAACGCAACACUCGGUUCCUGGUCACACAGAUCCUUGAGGCUCUGCGGUACCUGCACUUAAAACAUAUCGCUCACUGUGACCUGAAACCUGAGAACGUGCUGCUGGCCUCUGCAGACCCUUUCCCCCAGGUGAAGCUGUGCGACUUCGGCUUUGCCCGCAUCAUCGGCGAGAAGUCUUUCCGUCGCUCGGUCGUGGGUACACCUGCCUACCUGGCGCCCGAGGUGAUCAGCAGCAGUGGCUACAACCGCUCCCUGGACAUGUGGUCCGUGGGCGUCAUCACGUACGUGAGCCUGAGCGGCACGUUCCCCUUCAACGAGGAGGAGGACAUCAAGCAACAGAUCACCAACGCUGCCUUCAUGUACCCACGACAACCCUGGGCCUCCAUCUCACUCGAGGCUGUGAGUCUCAUCAACAACCUUCUGCAGGUGUCGGUUAGACGGAGAUACAGUGUGGGCAAAGCGCUCGGACACCCCUGGCUGCAGGACUUCCAGCUGUGGUGCGACCUCAGGGAGUUCGAGCAGAGGAUGGGCUGCAGGUAUCUGACACACGAGGGGGAUGAGCAGCUCUGGAUGCGCUACGCCCAGGAGAGAGGCUUGGACAUCUCAUCCCACCUGUGCUGGAGUCCUGACGACGGCAACCCCGACAUGUGACCUCAGUAUGAAGCCAGGUGAUCGAGUCUCUCCAGGCGGCGGAUCUCAGUCAGGAGCCACUCCUCGUAGCCCUUCUCCACCUGUUCCAGACCCUUCCAGGCGUUGGCAAUAUCCUGGCGGAGAGAGAGAACAAGAGCUCGUUUGAGGGAACUGAGUGUUCAGGAUGUGAAUAAUGAAAUGUGCGCCUCUGAACAUUUUAAUCUACAUGUAAAUUUCUGAGAAGUUUUAAAUUAGUUCUCCAUUAUUAGAUGAACUGCAGCUACUAUUUACAUUUUAAAUCCGGCUCUAAUUGUCUGUAAAAUGUUCUAUGCAAGUUUUUCAUUCCUUCGGGUAACACUUUUGCACCUUUUCACUUUUGUUAAAUUAAAUUUCUGUAGUUUGGUGAGGA